This is a messenger RNA of Prorocentrum cordatum, 762 nucleotides long. The record is from the annotation of a GenBank genome assembly. Lineage: Eukaryota; Dinophyceae; Prorocentrales; Prorocentraceae.
AUGACUCAAACUGUUCUGGAGGAGGCUUUCAACGCGGCUCAGGAUGCUUUCCUCAAGGACGUGCAAUCGGGGCAGAACGGAUGCCCCAAGAGAGUGCUCAAGCUCUUCCGGAACGUACAGAAGAUGUUGCCCCGGCGAGGUCAUCCAUGGUUGGGCCAUUUGCAUUACUACUACGCGGUGUGUUAUGGUUACGGCAGGGACUGCAAUAAGAGUCAUGUACAUUACGAGCGGGCUCUCAAGCUUUCUGAGCCAGGCUCUGAAAUCAUAGCGGCUUCGCACUACAAUUUGGCGAGGUCGUACAUCGAUGCUAGCAACAAAGGACUGGAGGAGUGCGUGGAUUGGCAGCGCAUGUCGUUUCAUGCGAAGGAGGCGCUCUCCAUGAAUCCCGAGAAGAAUUCCCAACUUUCUGUAUUUCUGGCAAUCGGCGAGAUGCAGAGUGGUCAGGAAGAGCGAGCUUUGGAGAUGGUUCAGGAAGCACGAUCCAUUGGAUUGAAGUCGGUUGAGGAGUACACGCAGUCGGCGUUCGUCAUGGGCAACAGCAGCGCAGCAUGGUCCGAGGUUCAAGACCUGUUCCUCGAGGGGCGAGACCGCUUCCCGAGCAGUGCGAGAAUCGCCUACCAGCACGGGCGCUACUGCCAGAUCGCAGGGGGCUCCCGCCUGGUCGUGCGGAAGCACCUCGGCGGGCCCUCCGACGUGGCGUACUCCGCAUAUAGUCCACCAUCAGAGUGCAAGAACUCACUGUUCAGGGUCCAUGCAGGCUAA